Molecule: messenger RNA, 606 nt
Organism: Myotis daubentonii (Daubenton's bat)
Lineage: Eukaryota; Metazoa; Chordata; Mammalia; Chiroptera; Vespertilionidae
Gene: GLRX2
Product: glutaredoxin 2
Cellular component (GO): mitochondrion
Molecular function (GO): protein-disulfide reductase activity
Source: RefSeq, a predicted model, not a curated record
UUCUUCUCCCUCUCUGCUCACCGGGAUGCCGGCCACAGCCCCACGCGCUGUGCCCACCUGCCUGUGAGCCUUCAAGAGCCGCGCACACCCUGACAGAACCAGGUGCGGGGCUGGGAUCAUCGGGGCUGGGACCACACAUGGAGGCCGACAGGAUGGGCAACAGCACCUCAUCGACUUGGGGGAAGCCGGCAGCUGCUCCUGUGAAUCAGAUCCAGGAAACCAUUUCCGAUAACUGUGUGGUGAUUUACUCAAAGACAUCCUGUUCCUACUGUACCAUGGCAAAGAAGCUCUUCCACGACAUGAACAUAAACUACAAAGCGGUGGAACUGGACCUGCUCGAAUAUGGAAGCCAGUUUCAGGACGCGCUUGCCAAGAUGACUGGCGAGAGAACCGUGCCAAGGGUAUUUGUCAAUGGGACUUUUAUUGGCGGCGCCACCGACACCCACAGGCUCCACCAGGAAGGGAAACUGCUUCCACUAGUUCAUCAGUGUUACUUGAAAAAAAGCAGCAAGCAUGUUGGCGACAGUGUUUGAGGAUGUCUUACUGUGUGACCAGUCUUCAUGAAAACGUUGUUAAAAUGAACAAUAAAUCGCAGUGGAAACCUCA